Messenger RNA from Parnassius apollo (apollo), 360 nucleotides. The record is from the annotation of a GenBank genome assembly. Lineage: Eukaryota; Metazoa; Arthropoda; Insecta; Lepidoptera; Papilionidae.
AUGGCAGUUAAGUGCAGUGCGUGCGGUAAAUACAUGUCUCCGCAAGAUGGCGCUAAUGUUACUUGUACAAAGUGCAAUAAACAGCUACAUCGUGCGUGUAUAGGCAUCGCAGUGGGCGCUUCACUAAUGCCAUCCUGGGCUUGCCCUGAAUACACAUUGAAAGAAAAACGUUGCAACAAGGACACAACGCCGGUAAAACCCGCAACAACUACUGUUGCUAAUUCGAGUGAGGUUUCAAACCUCGGGGAGGAAUUGCGAUGUUUCCGAGAAGAAAUGUGGCAAACCCGCGAAGAAUUUCGGGCAUUCAGAGAAGAACUUCAGGACAUAAGAAACCUUGUCAUCAAAUGCGAUGCUCGUUGA